Messenger RNA from Magallana angulata, 1818 nucleotides. RefSeq lists its product as uncharacterized. Bases 137 to 1522 code for a protein of 461 amino acids. The transcript has 6 exons. The record is from RefSeq and is a predicted model, not a curated record. NCBI's taxonomy places the organism in Eukaryota, Metazoa, Mollusca, Bivalvia, Ostreida, Ostreidae.
CCUAAUAUAUACAAAAGUUAACCGUCCCGUUGACCUUUGUUGUUUGACAAAUUAGAUAACAGUUACAAUCGGAAAUACGGGGUUUGUCCCCUCAGACUUAUGUUGGUCGACAUCAAUAAAAUGGAACGCGUCCAGAAUGCCCAUUGUUGCUCGGUCUCGUUACAUUUGGAUUCUGUGUUUACACCUGUGGAUUGUCAAUGCCGUCUUUCGUGAUCUUCUUUCAUGUCGGGCUAACAUCAGAUGCUCCUCACAGAGAAACGUGACAUGCCGCUUCAUUGAUGCAGGACCUUUUACAACUGUUCAUAUGACGUCUGGGCCAUUUCCUGCCGCCCCUAGAUGUCUCAGUAUCACGGCGAGUCCUCUACUAAACAGGGCGGGGCUACAGCUGGUGAUCACGUGGGCAGGACCUGCUGAUGGAUCCUUUUUAUUCCUUCGAGGAUUUUACCUGGAAAUAGCUCAAUCCUCCAACACCUAUCCAGCUGGAAGUUACAUCAUAGAUCUCAGUGAUAAUGGCCACAUCUUCAGCAAUAAAUCUUUGUUCUCCUUAUUAACGAAUGAGACUUUCCAGAUGAGGUGUGAGUAUAAUGAACCGUUAACACAGCCCCUCUACGUCUAUGUAUCGAGUCUGCCAUCUCCUUCUGAUCUGAAUUAUCUGGAUGAUGCUUGUAAAUUAACCCUCGACUAUCCUCCAUCUAUUUCCAACACCGCCGAGAUGUCAUUGGGAAUAACCGCUGUGAAUAUGAAUCCUCCUACAAAUGGAAUAUCCUAUAAAGAGGACAAAGAUUGGUAUGCCGUCGCAAUAAUAAUUCCUUCAGCUGUAAUUGUUACAUUACUUACUAGUGUCAUCAUUCUCUCUCUCUGGCGAAAACGAAAACUGUCGACCAGAGUGUCUAUUCCAUCAGAAUCCGAUCAGCACAAUUCUGGCCAAUCAGAAUUUUAUCAGCCACUUUCUGACCAAUCAGAAUUUUAUCAGCCACUUUCUGACCAAUCAGAAUUUUGCCCCUCUACACCAAGUCAAUCAAGAGAUAGUUCCAACCAGUCAGAAUCCAAUCUAUCAACUUGUGUAUCAGAACAAAUCUCUAUCAUAUCUACAUUUGAACAGUCGGAUCCUAUUCAAUACAUCUCUGACCAAUCAGGAUUUGACCGAUCGGGUUCUGGCCAAUCAUUGCCUUUACCACUUAUGUAUAACCAAUCAGGAUCUUGUCCACUGCAUUCUAACCAAUCAGUGACUAUACUUAACACAAUGGAACCACCAGGAUCUCAUUUUUUAUAUGACAUCUCGGAGGCUAGUUCCGCUAGCUCUGAACAUACAGAGGAUAUAUGUACACAACUAGGUUUGCGUGUAUCCGUCGACCAACUACGUGGCAGUCAUGUUUGUCGGACGAAAUAUGUCAGAGAUUGGCUGUAUGAACUAGAAUGUGUAACACCGGAAGUGUGUAAUCAAAGGGACUCAAAAACGUCGACAAUAGAUGAAGAAAUCAAACAGGAGUUUCUCAUGUUAAAUUUUUCCAAAAUUGUGUAGAAAAUAAAACGACAGCUUUAGCUUUUCUAGCAAUGGAUGUAAAGUUAAUCAGUGUUAUUCUUUUGCAUCGUUUAAUUUUGCCUUAGAAUGUCAGAACAAUGUUAUUAUUUAAAAAUGAGAUUUAAGGCGUUUGAUCUCUGUGUAUUUUUUAACCAUUUUAAAAUCUAAAGAGGAACAUUUCGUUCAUUUGCUCUGCAGAAAAAUAUAUCGUUUCAUUUCCGUUCAUAGCUGCAGACAUAUGUGGUUAAAUUCGGGCUCACGGUUCGUUGAGCUACAAUCGCAACUUCGACCAGAAA